Messenger RNA from Arctia plantaginis, 465 nucleotides. Lineage: Eukaryota; Metazoa; Arthropoda; Insecta; Lepidoptera; Erebidae. The record is from the annotation of a GenBank genome assembly.
AUGGCUGCAACGAGGAGAUUACAGAAGGAGCUGAAUGAUAUCAGGCAAUCAGGAUUGAAGUCCUUUAGGGACAUACAAGUGGAUGAAUCCAAUAUACUGACAUGGCAAGGAUUAAUUGUACCAGACAAUUCCCCUUACAACAAAGGUGCUUUCCGCAUUGAGAUUAAUUUCCCAGCAGAAUAUCCUUUCAAACCGCCUAAGAUAAGUUUUAAAACAAAGAUCUAUCAUCCAAAUAUUGAUGAAAAAGGUCAAGUGUGUCUGCCUAUCAUCAGUGCAGAAAACUGGAAGCCUGCCACUAAGACUGAUCAAGUUAUUCAAGCACUUGUGGCCCUUGUCAACGAUCCUGAGCCAGAACAUCCGCUGCGUGCUGAACUUGCAGAAGAGUUCCUCAAAGAUAGGAAGAAGUUCACAAAAAAUGCAGAGGAGUUCACUAAAAAACACAGUGAAAAGCGGCCCUCAGACUAA